Messenger RNA from Numida meleagris (helmeted guineafowl), 1421 nucleotides. RefSeq names its product calcium binding protein 2 (gene CABP2). The record is from RefSeq and is a predicted model, not a curated record. The coding region runs from base 608 to 1276 and encodes 222 amino acids. Lineage: Eukaryota; Metazoa; Chordata; Aves; Galliformes; Numididae. Gene Ontology annotation, molecular function: calcium ion binding. The transcript is spliced from 8 exons.
GGUCAGCGGGCGCUGAGGCGGCGGCGGGGUUCGCGCCGCGCUCCGGGGCCGCUGCGACCUCCCCGUGCCCAACCCCGCCCACCAAGGCCGUGGUUCCGUGCUCGGGGACCCCUGCAGCCCUCACCCCAGCUCUGAGCCCCCGCUUCUCCCACCCCCGGGCCCCGCAGCGCUCCCACGGCUGGCCCCCACGGCCUCGUUGUCCGGUGUCAAUGUCUCGGCUCGCGUGUCCCGGCCGCCGGAUCCGGUUUCCCCGCUGCAAUCUCACCCCAGCACUGGGGGAUCGGAUUCGGAGCCUGGAGGGAGGGCGGUGAGCCCCGAGCACCGGGCAGGAACCAUCAUGUUCCUGUUCAUCCGCGGCUCCCAGCGCCGCGCCCCCGGCAGCCCCCUGCCCUCCCCCUGCCGAGCUCCCCCGGGGGCGAAACGGGGCCACCGCAACCCCCGGGGGCACCGGAGCGCUGGGGGGGGGCAGCGGAGCACCGAGGAGCCCCGGCUGCCCCCCGCUUCCAGGCAGCCUCUGUUACUAUAAAAAACCCCCGUCCUGGCGCGGCCGGGCCAGAGCGGCGGCCCCCCAGGACUGCGCCAGGCGGCCCCCCGGGGGGGACCGGUUAUGCCUGGGCACCCCCCGGCCAUGGGCAACUGCACCAAGACCCCCGAGCGGAGGCUCUCCAAGGACGGGAAGCAGCGCUCCGGCCCCCCCGGUCCCCAGGAUGGUGAGGAGCUAGCAGAGGCUGCGCAAUCACCGCCGUUGCAGAGCUACUCAGUGCUGCACGGGCUUGUGGGGCCGGCGUGCAUCUUCCUCCGGCAGAGCAUUGCCAUCACGCAGCUGGACCGGGAGCUGCGGCCAGAGGAGAUCGAAGAGCUGAAGCAAGCCUUCAAGGAGUUCGACAAAGACCGCGAUGGCUACAUCAGCUACAAGGACCUGGGCGAGUGCAUGCGCACCAUGGGCUACAUGCCCACCGAGAUGGAGCUCAUUGAGCUGUCCCAGCAGAUCACAGGUGGCAAAGUGGAUUUUGACGACUUUGUGGAGCUGAUGGGCCCGAAGAUGCUGGCGGAGACGGCGGACAUGAUCGGGAUCAAGGAGCUGCGCGACGCCUUCCGCGAGUUUGACACCAACGGGGACGGGCAGAUCAGCAUGGCGGAGCUGCGGGAGGCCAUGCGCAAGCUGCUGGGGCAGCAGCUCAACUACCGCGAGGUGGACGAGAUCCUCAAGGACGUGGAUCUCAACGGGGACGGCCUGGUGGACUUUGAAGAGUUUGUGCGGAUGAUGUCUCGCUGAAGGGCCGGGAGCCGCCGCCGUGCCUUACCGGGAGGAGGCCUCCCCGGGCCUGCGCUGCCCCGCCGGGGGGGAGCUCCCGUUGUGGCCCCCCGGGGUCGUGGGUUCGCAGCUUUGCCGGUUCCCAAUGAAGCUCUGUGCCGUCGGG